GUCCUACAAUUAUAUAAAAAUAGAAGCCAGUCGAGUACUUUAGUAUCUACUGCUGUUUUAAUUUCCAUUAUACAGUACUGUAUAUAUGCUGAUCUGGUAAACGAGAAAAACAGCAGAAGGCACCAAAGUACACCACUGUCUUCUGUUUUUAUGCAAUUACAGGACUGCGGAGUACUUUGACAGCACUUUCAUGCACACAUUGUGAUCCAGUGACUUUGAUGCUUUAAACUAGAAGGAAAGGCUAUACAAUAACCUGCUAAGUUAUGCUUUACCUUUGCUUUGAUCCCCUCUGCACACAAAAAAAAAAAAAAA
Molecule: messenger RNA, 312 nt
Organism: Staurois parvus
Lineage: Eukaryota; Metazoa; Chordata; Amphibia; Anura; Ranidae
Source: the annotation of a GenBank genome assembly